AUGCAUUUAUCCGCACUCGUCGGUCUGUUCAGCAUCACUCUCACUGCGAACACUCCAACAGCUGUAAAGACUCCCGCAGCUGCGAUAACCCAAAACCCCGCCGCCAAACCCUCCACUUUUGUAACUUCGAUAGCUCCCACAUCCGCUCCUUUCCCUGCGACCUUUACUCGGUCUAUGCCGACAAUUCCCACCCCCUCGGGGCCGCCCGUUAGAUACUGGUUUAGUUUUGGAGACUCAUACACCAACACCAACUUCUCGGUCAACGGUAUUCAACCUUCUAUCGAAAACCCCUUCGGAAAUCCCGAAGGCGUAGAUGACAGGCGCAGAUACAAUGCGACGUACAUUCCAUACAUCACCACGAAGUUCAACAGUUCUAUUACAUUUAACUACAAUCUCGCUCGAAUUGGUGCCUCCCUAAACUACACUUACGAAAAUACCACCUCCCGUCGCUCCUUCCAAGGGCAAUUCAACCUUUAUACGUCCAAAUAUGCUUCCCUCCCCUUCGAAGAAAAACCAUGGCAACAGAACGUUGAUACGAUAUACUCUUCGUGGUUCGGUAUUAAUGACGUAAAAAGCAUCUUUGCCAGCGGUGGAAACUCAACCGACCCGCGCAUCGACGAAUUGAUCACAUCUCAAUUUUCGUUGCUGGACCAACUAUACUUCGAUGUUGACGCAAAGGCGUUUUUGGUCAUCAACCUACCACCGCUGGAGACAGCUCCACUCUUUGCUUCCGAUACAUCUAGAGUUCAGGGAAUCGUAAGAUCAUGGAACAGUAACCUCGCUAGGAAAGUUCGACAGUUUAGAGAUGAACACUCCGUUUCUUCUAUUUUGUUGAUCGAUAGCUAUAACAUCAUCAGGAAGCUCCAGGAGGAACCAAAGUAUGGUGUUAAAAAUGGUGUUUGGGCGGAUAAAUUGCAUAUCAAGACACAAGUUCAUAAAGUUCUUGCCAAGGAGAUUGCGGCUGCUUUGGAAGCGGCGGUGGAGACUACGGUGGAGACUCCAGGUAAUGGAACUGUUGGCGGACCUACCACUUUUACGGCUCCUACACCAACCAUGGAGCAUGGAAGCAGUGCUACCAGUGGAACCCUUUGGUAG
This is a messenger RNA of Orbilia oligospora ATCC 24927, 1095 nucleotides long. RefSeq lists its product as uncharacterized. Gene Ontology annotation, molecular function: hydrolase activity, acting on ester bonds. The transcript has 3 exons. The record is from RefSeq and is a predicted model, not a curated record. Lineage: Eukaryota; Fungi; Ascomycota; Orbiliomycetes; Orbiliales; Orbiliaceae. The coding region runs from base 1 to 1095 and encodes 364 amino acids.